Messenger RNA from Anguilla anguilla (European eel), 3399 nucleotides. RefSeq names its product diacylglycerol O-acyltransferase 2 (gene dgat2). Gene Ontology annotation, biological process: triglyceride biosynthetic process. NCBI's taxonomy places the organism in Eukaryota, Metazoa, Chordata, Actinopteri, Anguilliformes, Anguillidae. The coding region runs from base 242 to 1324 and encodes 360 amino acids. The record is from RefSeq and is a predicted model, not a curated record. The transcript is spliced from 8 exons. Gene Ontology annotation, molecular function: diacylglycerol O-acyltransferase activity. Gene Ontology annotation, cellular component: endoplasmic reticulum membrane.
AUUAGGCAACUGUCCGAACUAUAGGGCCCGUGUCUCAAGUCAGUCACUCACCGCACGCUUUUAGACUCCACAGUUACCACAACGCGGAUUCCAAGCUCCUCCCACGCCGGUUAAAUCCUCGAUCAGAGCGUGGCUGGAGGUAGUCGAAGGCGGUCAUGCCGGAGGUGCUGUAGGUUCUCACAACUUCGAAGCAGCAAGUAUUCUUGCGUCUUUUAUAUUUAGUUUGUCUCGCGGGAGAAAUAUGAAGACAAUACUUGCUGCGUAUUCCGGUGUCUUGCGAGGCACCGGUUCCAGCAUCCUCUCGGCCCUGCAGGACCUGCCCUCUGCUCCAUGGCUGUCCCGCUCCAAGGUGGAGAAGCACCUGCAGGUCAUCUCCGUGUUGCAGUGGGUCCUCACCUUCCUCAUGCUGGGUGCGGCCUGCACGGUGCUGCUCAUCUACAUGUUCUGGACCGACUGCUGGUUGAUUGCCGCCAUGUACACCACCUGGCUCAUCUUCGACUGGAACACCCCGAAAGAAGGUGGCCGCCGGUCCUCGUGGGUCAGAAACUGGACCGUCUGGUCUUACUUCAGAGACUACUUCCCCAUCAGACUCAUUAAGACGCACAACCUGCUGCCCAGCCGGAACUACAUCUUUGGCUACCACCCCCACGGCAUCUUCUGUUUCGGGGCCUUCUGCAACUUCGGGACGGAGGCCACGGGCUUCUCCAAGAAAUUCCCUGGAAUCCGGCCCUCCCUGGCAACGCUGGCGGGGAACUUUCGGAUGCCAGUGCUGAGGGACUACCUGAUGUCCGGGGGCAUCUGUCCGGUGAACCGAAACUCCAUCGACUACAUGCUGUCCCGGAACGGGACGGGCAACGCCGUGGUCAUCGUCAUCGGAGGGGCGGCGGAGUCCCUGAACUGCGCCCCCGGCAUGAACUCCGUCACCCUCAAGAACCGCAAGGGAUUCGUGAAACUGGCCCUGCAAAAGGGGGCGGACCUGGUGCCCGUGUACUCCUUCGGGGAAAACGAGGCCUACAAGCAGGUGAUCUUCGAGGAGGGGUCCUGGUGGAGGCUGGCCCAGCGGAAGCUGCAGAAGCUGGUGGGGUUCGCGCCCUGCCUGUUCCACGGCUGCGGCCUGUUCUCCGAGGACUCCUGGGGCCUGGUGCCUUACUGCAAACCCAUCACCACUGUCGUGGGAGAGCCCAUUACCGUGCCUAAGAUCGAGGAGCCCAGCCAGGAAGUGGUGGACCAGUACCACACCAUGUACAUCGCCUCCCUGGUCAAGCUCUUCGACAAGUACAAGGUCCGCUUCGCGCCUAAGGAUAGCUUCCUUCAGAUCCAGUGAGGUGGGAGGGGGGGCCUUGGGACCCCGGAAAGACAACUGCGAAGUAGCUGCCUUGAUCAACAUCCCCCCCCCCCCCCCCACCUACCCCCAAACCCCCACUCAAGUGCCCAGCUCUAAGAUCCAGCCAGGAAAAGGAUCUCUUUUAUACGUACGUACGCCCGUACUACGCACAUUAGCAUUUUUCCAAACCCGCAGCAAGCAAGAAAACUCCCCUAAUCAAAAAAGAGCAUAGCACUCUUCUUUUAUUCUCCUUUCUUUUGGUGAAGACCAGAGGCUUGCCCCAGAACACUGUCGGUGCUUAUUAGGGAAUGCGUUCGGCAUUACCUUCCUUUGUUCUCCUCAUUUUUGUUUUCGUUGCCCGUUUCCUCCAGGAAGACCACCACAGACGUUUUUUUGAGGAGCAGGUACCGCCAAACGAUUAGAAAUUUUUGUCAUUCUCAAGUAGUGCGAUUGGAGUGUUUGUAUUAUGUCUGCCACUGGGUGGCACUAUAAUGUCUGGCUUCACCAGCUUAAUGGCCUUAACGCACGUAGCAAUUGAAGACAAUCCUCGUUCAGCAUAUGUGUGCCAUGCGCUUGCAAUCUUGUCAUGAUAUUUAGCACCCUGGUUGUACAUUUCUUUAUUAUUUUACGCCUCAAGAGAAAAAAAAGCCCCCAAGUAAAGACCAUAAGAUUUGUGAUUCCUCAGAUGACUGCUUUGCUGAGAUAUUGUUAGGGUUAUCAACAUUAGCUUCAUCUCAUUAAAUGUCCAUAUUAAGCAGACAAAGUAAACUGUCUUUAUUUCAAAUGAACAAGAGAAACAAGAACACUUUUUGGCAUGCCCAACUCGUAGAAAAUUCGAUUAAGGGUUAUUCGAUUUUGACUCCUGUGGGACUUUCUUUUUUUUUUUUUUUCGUUAGCAAAGAUGCACAAACAAUGCAAUUUCAAAGGUUUCGCCUCAGAAAAAAAAACAGUCACCAUUGUUUGCGUAUGUCAAGCCAAAGUCAGGAGUUACCCUGUUCUACCUUCACACUUUUUAGUGACGGUUUUCAUAAUUCUUGAUGUAGUAAUACCACUGCCUCUACAGGAAGCUAACUGCAUUAACUUAACAUUUAAUUAAAUGUAAUUCUAGCGUUAGCUUAUGCAUAUCUAUGAUUCCUGGACACAGUACAGGUUAUUACGGAAUACCGUGAAUGUGUUCAUUGUAAACAGAUUAGAGGGAGGGGGAAUAAUCCCAUUAUUUUUCAAUGGAAGCAAAGCCAUUUCCCUUGCAUUUUAUUGUUUGUUUUAAGUGUGAUGCCAUUUUCUGCUAAGGAAAUCUAUCUUUGCAAUGCAAAGAUUCUUCCCUGAAAAAAAUACUGCAUUGUACGCCAUACAGUAAUUGAAACAAUGUUUUUUUUUUUUUAAUCGUGAAUUAGAUUUAGUUCUGAAACUGUCCCUUUAUUAUUUUCCAUGAAAGAAUGCGCUGUUCUGUGUCAAUAAUUAUUGCUCAAAAUGAUUUAUUCGGUUGAUAUGGUGCAAGCAGGAAUGCAAGAAUGAUGCAAGAAUGUGAGGUGUGUGUGUUUGUGUGCGUGCAUGUGAUAGUACACGCAUUGCGUGACUUAAAAUCUGGUGUAGUUCAUGUGAACGUGAUGAAGACAGUUUAUGGGCAUGGUGAUGCAAAGGAUGAUGGGAUUUCUCUGACAAGGAACUUGACAUUAUCCCGGUUAAAGGAAAGGAACAGUCCAGCCCGGUUGGAGGAAAUGAACAUUUUGUGUAGCACCUGUUGUGAAUGUUUUCUAAAUCUGAUGGAAAAAAAAACAUUGCCUUGAAGUACUUAAAAAUCCCUGCUAGGGCAAGUAUAGAGGCCAUUUUGAAGUUUUCCCCUUAAAGACUGGAGCUGUUCUUGUGAAUAUAUUUAUGCAUGUCUGCUCUUUGUGUGUGACGCCUGUAGGAGGUGUUAUAGCUAUUUUCUAAGUGUUUACAAAUCCUGAAAGGGGCGAUUGUUUAAUGGAAAUGUCGUUUUCAGUUAAACGUCUGCCGAAUUCACCCGUCGUGACUUCCGCAGUGUGACCCGUGCCUCCCUCUAAUUCAAGUGCAAUAAAAAUGACAAUAUAAGA